AUGUCCGAGCAAAACAAAGACCUUCGUACUUCGUACUGGAGGACGAACAUCCGCUACCUCGCGAUCCUCCUCUCCAUCUGGUUCAUCGUCAGCUACGGCUGCGGGAUCCUCUUCGUCGAUCAGCUCAACCAGUACCGCAUCGGACAAGCGAAACUCGGAUUCUGGUUCGCGCAGCAAGGAUCGAUCUAUGUAUUCGUGAUCCUCAUCGCCGUCUAUGUCUUCCUCAUGAAUCGUCUCGACCGCAAGUUCGGAUUCCGGGAGGAGUAA
This is a messenger RNA of Symbiodinium sp. CCMP2592, 267 nucleotides long. The record is from the annotation of a GenBank genome assembly. Lineage: Eukaryota; Dinophyceae; Suessiales; Symbiodiniaceae.